Colias croceus (clouded yellow) is the source of this 1329-nucleotide messenger RNA. Its product is annotated as phenoloxidase-activating factor 1-like. The record is from RefSeq and is a predicted model, not a curated record. NCBI's taxonomy places the organism in Eukaryota, Metazoa, Arthropoda, Insecta, Lepidoptera, Pieridae. The transcript is spliced from 7 exons. Gene Ontology annotation, biological process: proteolysis. The coding region runs from base 103 to 831 and encodes 242 amino acids. Gene Ontology annotation, molecular function: serine-type endopeptidase activity.
CUCAGUGUUGAAGGUCAGAAAUGACAUAGAAUCUGUUCCAAAUAAAAUAUUAUUAUGUAUUGUUAACAUCUUUGAGUUCUUUAGUGAUGAAGGAAACAUAAAAUGAUACACAUUUUAUUAGUGUUUGGAUUACUUCUGAUACGAGAUAAAAUUGAAUGCAAGGUAUGUAGUGACUGCAUGGAAUUCACGAUAUGCCCAGGGGCCCUUGAAGUAUUAUCAGAAGAUGCUGAUAGUGACACUAAGCAAGACUUCCAAAAUCAGUUUUGUGGAGUAAAGUACGUAAACGGAAAGAGGAUUCUUAAGGUAUGUUGUUCAGAUUUUGUCAGACCGCCAAAUGAGGAUUUCACGGAACAUCGAAAUUUUUACCUUCUGCCGAAUAGCUGCGGAAUCAUAAAUGUGACUCCCAAUAACUCGCCGAGUGCAAAACUAUAUGAAUUUCCGUGGAUAGCUCUCAUUGGAACUGAAUAUCAAUUUGGCGAAAAAUUCGUUUGCGAUGGGGUCAUAAUAUCUUCUUAUUAUGUACUGACGUCGGCAUCUUGCGCCGACGCUCCUAUAACUUUUGUUAGAGUGGGCGACUACAAUCCUAACACUCCGAUUGACUGCAAGCCAGAUAAUUCGGAAGUUUGCGAAGAUCAUACACAGAAUAUUUUCAUUAGUGAAAUAAUAAAGCAUCCAAAAUAUGUUGGAAGUAUACCGGAUAUCAGAAACAAUUUAGCACUCCUUCAACUUCGGGAACCAAUAGACUUUUCGUUUAGAAAUGUUGCGCCAAUAUGCCUUCCGAUACAUGCAAACCUGAGUUCAGUCAAUGAAACAGGAACAGUGGUAGGAUGAUCCCAUAAUGGUAUAUAUGAGCAAAGAAAUUAUGGACAACUUCAAAAAUUUCAACACGAAAUUAAGCCUGAGACUUUGUGCAUAUCCCUUCUCUCUAGGCUGAAAGUAAACGUGACAUCGAUGGAAAACACGUUUUGUGUGAUCACAGACCCGAAUAGUGUGUGCAAUACCGUAGCAGGUGAUCCCUUUAUGAUAAUCCGUAAAUACAACCGAGUAAACCGCUACAUUUUAUAUGGAAUAUACUCACACGGUACUAAAGAAUGCAUUGGAAACGCACCAGAGAUAUUUGUGGACGUCACCAAAAUGGUUGGCUGGAUUUUGGAUACAAUUCAAGUAUAAAGAAACCAUGGAAAAAAGAUUUUAAAGAAAGCGCCAGCAGUAUCGAACAGGAAGCCUGAGUAUUAUAUAAAGCAAUGUACAGGGUUACUUGUAAAACACCGGCAACCUCGCAGGACAAGAUAGUUAACAUCAUAAGCAACAACAUUUGUUCUACGACUU